UAAAGAAUUUGCGAUCGAUUGUUUUUUCGUAGACAACAUUGCCUGUCUUUGCCUGUAAGGAGGGAAACUUUCAUCGUUUGCCAGGGCAAGGGAGUGCCACUCUCCUCCAGUGAAUCUUUGAAAUCCAAACACCGGAAUACAGGACAACUUUGUAAGGUUUUCCAUCUUAUUUUCCCCUCCGUCCCUAUAUCUGCCUUCUCGGACUGCGUGUGAAGGUAUGUCAGCGAUAGCAGGGGUCAUACCCACGAUGAUGCGCCGAACACCGCCUCAGAAUUAUCCGCGAGGCAGCUUCCCAUUGGAAGUCUCUACCCCGUUAGGUCAAGGCAGAGUAAACCAGCUCGGUGGAGUUUUCAUAAACGGCCGACCUCUGCCCAACCACAUCCGUCACAAAAUCGUUGAGAUGGCUCACCACGGCAUCCGACCGUGCGUCAUUUCGCGCCAGCUGCGAGUCUCCCACGGCUGCGUGUCCAAAAUCCUGUGCAGGUACCAGGAGACCGGUUCCAUACGGCCCGGUGCCAUAGGAGGAGGAAAACCCAAGCAGAUGACAACACCAGAGGUGGAAAAGAAGAUCGAGGAGUACAAGCGGGACAACCCAGGAAUAUUUAGCUGGGAGAUUCGGGACAAACUUCUCAAAGAUGGGGUCUGUGAUCGGAGCACCGUCCCCUCAGUGAGUUCAAUCAGUCGCAUCAUGCGGUGCAAAUUUGGAGGCAGCGGAGAAGAAGAGGAGAACGUGGAGGACCUGGAGGUGGAAGACAGCGACAGAAGGGCGAAACACAGUAUCGACGGCAUCCUCGGCGACAGAUGUAAUCACUCAGACGAGGGUUCCGAGGUGGAUUCGGAGCCGGACCUGCCGCUGAAGAGGAAACAGCGGCGCAGUCGCACCACCUUCACGGCGGAGCAGCUGGAAGAGCUGGAGAAGGCCUUCGAGAGGACGCACUACCCCGACAUCUACACCCGCGAGGAGCUGGCACAGCGGGCCAAGCUGACGGAGGCGAGGGUGCAGGUUAAAUAUAUAUAG
Messenger RNA from Megalops cyprinoides (Indo-Pacific tarpon), 1018 nucleotides. Its product is annotated as paired box protein Pax-3-like. The record is from RefSeq and is a predicted model, not a curated record. Bases 218 to 1018 code for a protein of 266 amino acids. Gene Ontology annotation, molecular function: DNA-binding transcription factor activity, RNA polymerase II-specific; RNA polymerase II cis-regulatory region sequence-specific DNA binding. The transcript has 6 exons. NCBI's taxonomy places the organism in Eukaryota, Metazoa, Chordata, Actinopteri, Elopiformes, Megalopidae. Gene Ontology annotation, biological process: anatomical structure development; regulation of transcription by RNA polymerase II.